Molecule: messenger RNA, 2715 nt
Organism: Orbicella faveolata
Lineage: Eukaryota; Metazoa; Cnidaria; Anthozoa; Scleractinia; Merulinidae
Biological process (GO): actin filament bundle assembly; actin filament network formation
Cellular component (GO): actin filament bundle; actin filament; cytoplasm
Molecular function (GO): actin filament binding
Source: RefSeq, a predicted model, not a curated record
UUUUUUCUCAUUUGCAGCUGGAAGCUUUGGUGAGUUACGUUAAUUGCACCUUGGCUCGGGACAGCGAUCUUGACUGCCUCCCGAUUAAACCUCCACAGAGGCUAUACCAAGCGCAAAAAAAUGGCGUACUGUUUUGUAAACUGUUAAACCGCAUCCGAAGAGGAACCGUACCCUGCAUAAAGAUAAAUAAACGAGUAAAGAAUAUACAUCAAGCAUUGGAAAAUCAGAAUCUUGUUAUCCAGGGAGCGCAGCACAUUGGUGUUGAAGUUCAGAACAUUAACGCAGAGGAUUUGUGGAGUGGAAAGGAGUCUGUCGUCUUGGAACUUCUUUGGCAAAUUAUCAAGGUUGGUUUGCUGUCUCACGUAAAUGUCGAAGAACAUCCGAACUUAACGAUAUUGCGCAAAUCCAGUGAAGACUGGUCCGUGUUUGUCAAGCUUUCUCCAGAAGAACUGAUCAUAAGAUGGGUAAAUCAUCAUCUAAGGCACACAAAUUACCGAGGCCCAGAGAUGAGAGACUUUGACAGCAGUUUAAAGGACUCUGUAAUAUACUGUCAUCUUCUAAACCAGUUGGCUCCAGAAAGAUGUACGCUUUCUCCUUUGGAUGAAGAAGACUUGUUCAUAAGAGCAAAGAAAGUUCUUACUGCGGCAGAGCUAAUAGGCUGUAGGAAGUACCUAACCCCCCACGAACUUGUCAAGGGAAAUCCACGGUUAAACCUAGCUUUCAUGGCAAACUUAUUUCAUACCAUACCAGGGCUGGAUUAUGCUGUUACAGAUAUGGACACUGUUAGGCUUACAGAGGAACUCAACACCGCUCUUAGCAAAUGUCGAUUUGCCGAAGAAGAACGCAAUGUCCUGCUGCAAGUGAGAAAAGAGAUGUCAGAGGAAUUUAAAGACGUUCGCAGGAAGUUAGAAGAGAGUCUAAGAGAGAUGGAGAUUCUUAAAAGGAAAGCUUUGAGACUGGAGGACGAAAACAAACAUCUCACUGGUUGUGAAGAGACGCUGCGACUGUUAAAAGCAGAGAACUUACUGCUUAGAAGUCAACUAGCUGACAUGAAAGCGAUGGAAACUGAUUCUCAAGCGACAAUACAAAAUCAAGAGAUAACAAUAAACAGCUUGAAGAAGGAGAAGGAGAUACUGGAAAAAGAAUACGCUGAGAAAGUUAAUGAACUUGAAAACAAACUCUCGGCAACUUCAAGGAAACAAACAACCAUGGUUCUUCAAAAAGAGGCUAUCACGCAUGAGCGAGACCUUUUAAAACGGAAGCAUGACAAAUGUGAAGCGGAGCUCAGUCGACUUCAAACUCAGGUUGAUCGUCGUCAGCGACAUGUUCAACAACUUCGUCAACUUUUCAAAUAUUUUACUACAGACAAGAGGCUUGCAGAAACACUUUAUGGGAAAUUAGAUGCAAACUCUUUGCAAAACGCUAAUGGUAAAAACAAAGUGAUCAAAUUUUGUCAGUGUGGAGGUCCAUCCUUAGAAGAAACAACACCACAAGUGUUUCUGUUGAAAGAUAAUUUUUUGUUUAUUUUCAACAGCGAAAAGGAUGAAGAACCUCAAGACGUGCUCCGGCUUGAUCAUGCGUCAGUUAAUAAAGAGAAGAGCGGAGUUUUACAACUGAAAUUCACACAGAGAGAGGUGUCCUAUUACAUAAGCGUUUCACCCACAUCACAGCUCAGAGAGUUACAGCAGAAACUUGAGGUAUCCGCUGACUGGUGGACUGAAAGACAAAGGACUUCACCUUGUUCCAGAUUCAAAGACGUCGUUCAAACGAACAUGUUGACUAGCGCUAACAACAGGAGAAAACUGAACCUCAAAUCCCCUUCACUCAUAACAGCCGACGUAUGAUCAUUCUCAUCUCCAUAGCCCUUUUCGCUUCUCAUAGCCGGCGGGGCCUCGCAAGGGACACAAAGGGUCCGUCGUAUCGUGUCAAGGCACCACCGGCGAAGGGAAGCGAAAAGGGCUUUGGGGACGAGAAUGUUCGUUUUCUCUUGUCAAGGCCCCGCGGGUUAAAAGAAGUGAAAAGGGUUAUGGAACGAAAAUGACGAGUGAUGCACCUGAGUCGAUCCCAGGUUUUCUGGGAAAGAAGUUGGCAAAACCGCAUAUGCUGCAUUAGGUAGUGUUUAUCUGAACUCUAAUGGUAUGAUGCGAUCCAUGCUCAAAAUACAUCCUGCCUUUCCACUGUGUCCAAAAAAACCUUUCGUCCUAAGUUGUGCUGUGUGAUUCCUUUUCUUUGUUUCGAUUUGUUCUAUAGCCUUAGAAAUACCACUUUUCGCUAGCUUGCGGGAAGACUGCUCAAUCCCCGAACUUUUUAAUAACGAAACCAGUUUAAAGUUUGUCAUUACAUUACAGGGUUUGUUUGUCCGGAAAAGAAAAAAAAUUGGCACCUUGGAUGCAAGCAACAUAAUUACGGUGUAACAAUUGUUACGUGAAGUACUUUUCCUUACAACACCUAAAUCCAAAUAAACAGAAGGAAAUUUUGCCCAACUAUUUUCAGGGACCAUUACUGGAAUGACACUCCAUUGUUUUUGCAUGAAGUUUAAACACCCCCUAGCUAAAAAGCCAACUAGAAAACUGUUUUAAAAAGCACUUACAAAAAUUCCUAUUUACCUGAAAGUUUUUGAAGGCCUUUCCCUUUGAGCCGCAACGUUACAAAGAACGUGUUCUUAAGUAGGCAUGUGAAAGGGCUGCUUUCUUCGAUAAAAGGCAUACGAAAGGG